GUUUCCAUUCACUUCCACAUGACGCCAUUUACUGCAUGAACCCCUGCUCCCCCGGAAAGAAGGAAAAUAAGACCAGAAACUCUGGGAAGCGCUUGAGUUUGUGAAGCAACAAAACACACGCUAACUUCAGCAGCGUUUUAUGAAAAGUAUCCAGCUGACACAAGUAUGGUUCUGCAGUCUUCAAACUGCCAGCAAUACCGAGGGGAAUUUUAAUGGAGAUUUACAAUCGAGUUUCGGUUAAUUAUGAGCGGUUUUAUCUUACUUUUUUGCAUAAAGUAGCCAAGCAGCUAGUUGAUUCGAAAAGGACUUUAGGAUAGCAUACUUAGUUGGAUUUGUUGUUAAACUGGAACCAAUUAUUCACCAUUCUGCGGUAUUCUGGAUGAGUAGACUACUGAAGGUUUUCAUGAAUAAAGUUUCCGAACAGGAUUUCCUACUGACGAAAAGCAACAACGAGGGUGACAGUGGUGCGAACCAGGACUUCAGAUGAGUUCAAUACCUGCAAGAGGGGUCCAUCUUCAGUGCAAAGAUGGAGGUGGGAACUCAGAGCAGCAGUGGGUCUCUGGCUGUGCCUGACAGUAGGGGGCAGCAUGCUGGGGAGCCUGGUGCCAGAGAGCCAGGGUGCCAGCAGGUACUCGUGCUGUCCCUGGACCAGAUCCACGCUGUGGGGAGCGCCAAUGAGUACACCGAGGGGCCUACGGUGGCAUCGGCCAGGCCUGGGAGUCACCAGGCCGUUCUACAGCCACCUCCGCCUCUGCAGAAGCCUGAGCCGGAGCGAGACUUAGCGCCUGAGCUGCACCAGCAGAGGUCUGCCACUAGGGAGCAGCACCAACAUCGCCGCCUGUCCUCACCGUCGGCCGUUCCCACACAGUCGCCAAUCGGCGGGUCCCACGGUAGCGCCUCAGUUGAGCGGAGGGUCCCGGGCGACCCCGCUUCUGGCCAGGUUGCUACGGCAUCCCCCAAACCGUCAAAACCAAAGCAGGGGGAGCAGAAGCUCUUCGAGGAAGAAGAACAGGGCGAAACAGGGAGCGGCACUCCGGGCAGUGGACACGCCCCCCUGUGCGAGGUCUGCGGCCUGUGUACGUGCGAGGAGUGCGCGUUUCCGCGGGCGCUGCCCUCCUGCUGGGCCUGCCAGCACCGCUGCGUCUGCUCGGCCCAGAACCUUCUGGAAUACGCCACCUGCGUCUGCUGUGUGAAGGGCCUGUUCUACCACUGCUCCACCGACGACGAGGACGUGUGCGCCGACAGGCCCUUCUCGUGCGGCCCGUCGCGCCGGGGCCUGCGCUGGGCCGCCGUCGCCGUGGCGGCCCUCUUCCUGCCCUGCCUUCUCUGCUACCCGCCCGCCAAGGGCUGCCUGCGAAUGGUGCAGGGCUGCUACCGCCGUCUCAAAGGCCCGGGGGGCUGCAGGUGCGGACGCUCAAACGCCGUACGCAGAAGCAAUGCCGCCAGACAGUCCACGUAGAAUUGACAGCUUCUGUUUGUAUUGGUAUGUCAUCUUGAUUGUCAUCAUCAGUGGAAAUGACACGUUUAGCUGCUCCCACACUGAAUCCAUACUUAGAAUACUUUGCGAUCCAUAGUUUUCUGGAUUCCAUCAAAAUUAUUUUAUUAAUCCAAAAUGGAUCAUCUGUGUUCCGCUCUGCAGCUGUCUGAGGAAGGAAUAGUUUUGGUAACCCAGUAACCUCUUCAAUUGGGAAAUGUUUCUCAGCUCCAGCCAAUAGGAAGCAACCAAGUGUGCAGCUGUGUGAUUGGAAGGGAUGGAGCAAGUCAUCAUGUGAGUCUAGAAAAGGUGCUGUCCUGUUGGAAGAGGAGGGAACUUUUAAAAUGUAUUUUCCAUGGGAAAAUUUGCACUUACAAUGCACAGAAUUAUACAAAAAACGAAGCAUGUUCUUGAAGUACACAAGGUCUUCCAAUCCUACAUCAUUGGGUUGGGAUUAUGAAAAUGUUUUUUUUUUUUUUUUAAGGUGCAAUGUUUCAAAUAAGGGACCUUUGAAGAUAAGACACAUUUAUGUUAAUGUUGAAACUGAAGUCAUUUAUGUAACUCCUGAUAACAUGUAGUAUGUCAGAUAAGCUUUCACCUAUAAAUUUACAUGACCAAUUUUCUGUGAAAUGGAUUUUGAAAAUACACAAAGUAGUUUUCUACCGUUUUUUUGUAUGUCAAUUGUAUAAUUCAAAUUAUGUAAAGUAAUGAAAAGAUAUUAUGAAAGUAAAACGUGUAUCUUGCAUAUAUGAUUAUUCCCCUCCUUAUAAAUGUAAUUUUUUAAUUGGCCUUUAAUCUUUUUUCUAAUGUUUCAAUAUAUUGUUUAGUGUAAAGAAUAUUUAUUUUUGAGUAUAUUUUAUAAAAAAAUAUAUUUAUUUUUUGGGGCAUUUUAAUACCUUUGCUCUAUUUUCAAGAAUAACUUGUAUACUUUGAGUGUUGCGGGGAUUGACGCAUGUGUUCAGUAAAAAAUAUAAAAUAUAUUAACAUUGACAUUAAAA
Anguilla anguilla (European eel) is the source of this 2472-nucleotide messenger RNA. RefSeq names its product protein sprouty homolog 2-like. Lineage: Eukaryota; Metazoa; Chordata; Actinopteri; Anguilliformes; Anguillidae. Gene Ontology annotation, cellular component: membrane; cytosol. The transcript is spliced from 2 exons. Gene Ontology annotation, biological process: negative regulation of MAP kinase activity; multicellular organism development; negative regulation of Ras protein signal transduction. Bases 527 to 1459 code for a protein of 310 amino acids. The record is from RefSeq and is a predicted model, not a curated record.